UUACGAGCAACUUCAUCUUGUUUAUAUAGUUUGAUUGUGUUGGCAUCUGUUUGAUCUGUUGUUUGGUUUUGAGUUGUAGUCAAUGUAUUUUGGCGGUCAAUUGUUUAUUACUAUUUAACGUGUUAAAAUGAACAGUUUUCAAGGUGGAGCUCUUCUGAAAGUUACCGUGAUAAACUUUGUCACAUAUUCAUAUGCAGAACUGUAUCCAGGACCAAAUUUAAAUAUGCUUAUUGGUCCAAAUGGAACUGGAAAAUCAACAAUUGUAGCUGCAAUAAUAUUGGGUUUGGGUGGUAGUCCAAAGACAGUUGGCAGAGGGAAAAAUAUUUCAGAAUAUGUUAAGCAUAAUGAAGAGAAAGCAACAAUCAAACUACUGAUGCAAGGCAAGAAUGGUCAGAAAAAUUUCACAGUCACACGACAUUUUGAUAAGUUGAAUGCAAGUUCAUGGGAGCUGAAUGGUGAAGCAAAAUCACAGAAGGAUGUCUUAACAUUCAUCAGCAAGUAUCAAAUACAAGUUGAUAAUCUGUGCCAAUUCCUUCCACAGGAUAGGGUUGCUGACUUUGCAAAACUAAACAAACAGCAGCUGCUGAAGGAGACACAGCUUGCUCUAUGCAGAGAUGAUUUAGUUGAAAAACAAGAAAAAUUAAAAAUGGAAUAUGAACAGCAGAAACAGGACAUAAUGCGAUUGGACAAAAGCAAACAAAAAUUGCAGGAACUGAAGGAUAUUAAUGUAUCUGUGGAAGCAAAAGUAAGGACAUUCAAUAAAAGGAAAAAGGCCUUGCAGCAUCUGGAUAGUAUAAAACGCAAGGAAAAGUGGUUAUUACAUUUCCAUAGCAAGAAUGAAUAUGUUAGAGUAAAGGAUUUGCAAAAUAAAUCUAAGGAUGUAUUAAAUACUAAAAAAGAAGCUAUGAUACCAUUAGAAGAACAAGUCUCAGAGCAAAAGGAGAAACUGAGAGAAAUUGAAAAUAAAAAGCGAAAUAUUGAGAAUUCUCUGAAGAGAGAUGAGCUACAAGUUCAUCAAAGUAAUGAAAAGGUUAAUAAUCUGAAGAAUUCUUUAUCCAGGAUAAAGGAUGAGAAAAGUAACCAUUUGAAUGAGAUGGAUGAGAAGAAAAAGGAAAUUGAUGGUGCCCAGUUAAGAAUGAAACAAUUAAAUAAUGAUAAAGCUGAGGUUCUUGUUAUUUUAGGAGGAGAGGAAGUAAUGAAUAAUAAAAUGCUUUCAUUGAACAAUGACAUUAAAAGUUAUACAAACAAUGUGAAUACUAUUAGAGAUAAGAUACAAGAAUUGACUGAAUUAAAGGAUAGAAAGAAAAAUAUUUAUAAGAAUAUGCAUGUUGAAUUAGGAAAGUUGGAAAACGUAAAAAACCAAAGGUUGGAAAGUCUUCAUAGAUUGGAUCAGGAUGCGUAUAAAGGGACAUUGUGGUUGAGGGACAAUAAACAUUUAUUUAAAGGGGAAGUCUAUGAACCUAUGAUACUUGAACUGAACGUAUUGGAGCCUAAAAACGCUCUAUACGUAGAGAGAUCGAUAUCUUUGAAAGAUAAAGUGGCUUUUGUUUGUACGGAAGUCGAGGACAUGAAUUUGCUUAUUCGUCAUUUAAGAAUGUCUCAAAAAUUGAGCGUAAACGUGUUGCAUUCGAGCAUAGACAGAUCAAAUAGUCAAAUGGAGGCACCGAUUCCAAUCGAACAUUUAACCAGAUACGGUUUUCAUUCGUACGUGAUAUCGUUAUUUUCAGCUCCCGACGUUAUUAAAAAAUACUUGUGUAAAACAUACCAUUUGCACUCUAUACCAGUCGGAGAAAACAUAAGUAACUUCAAUGCAUUACCCAAGCAAAUUACCACUUUCUUCAGCGGCACAUCCAGAAUCUCCAUAUCCUAUUCAAGAUAUACAGGAGAGAAGAGCACAAGACAGAACGAGAUCAAAUCUGAUGGCACGUUUUCCAUAACGUUGAACAUACAGAAAAAAGAUUUGCUGGAGAAUCAAAUGGGUCAGACGAAGAAGCAGUGCGAUGAUUUCGCUGUGCAAAUCCAAAAAUUGGAAGAGAAGAUAAACGAUGUAAAUCAUCAAAUUAAUCGGAUCAAGGAGAGUCAACAUAAACUGCGGACACAAAAGCAGCAAGUCGAAAAUAUCGAUGGGAAAAUUCGUAUACUCGAAGGAAAGUUAAAAGAAUUACAGAAAAAUACGAAAACGAAGGAAGAAAUUGAACAAAUGUAUCAGCACAAAAUUAAUCAAUUGAAAGGCACUUUAUUUUCGAUACUCGACGAAUUGAAGGACGGUUAUAAGAGUUAUAUGCAACAAUUGGUUGAGUAUAAGAUUUCUGGGCUGAGUGUAACCGUGUGCAGGAAAGACGUUGCAUGGUUGGAGGAGCAAAUGAUUGAUAUGAGGAAUGCAGUUGCCGAAGCCUUGGAAAAUUUCCGGACGUUGAAGAAAGAUUCCGAAAUGUUGUUGCGCAAGAGCGAAGAAGCUUUGGUUAUUGCUAAGCAGGCUUCAAAUGGUUGGCAUGUGGACGAUGAGGAAUUCAAUGAGUUCAGAGAUGAUUACGAUAAGUUAUCGAAUGAUUUGGAAGCUUUGCACGAGGAAAGAGAGACGUUGGAAUCUAAAUUGGAUUGCAUGAUUAAUUCGGCGGACGACAUCGAGAUGCAAGAGUACGAGGCUAGAGUUAGCGCAAUUGAAAAGUUGGAGGCAAACGUCGAGAUUGAUUUGCGUAAGGUGCAGAACACUGAUGAGCGAUUGGCGACGAUGGAGAAUGAAUGGCUUGAGCCGUUGAACUAUCUGAUUGGUCAGAUCAAUGAACGGUUCAGUUCCGCAUUUGAGCAUAUGGGUUGUUCCGGAGAAGUGAGCUUGUAUAAGGGCGAGAACGGAAACGAUUACGAAAAGUACGGGAUCAGUAUUAAGGUGACGUAUCGCGAUGGGGAGCCGCUGCAGGAAUUGAACACGGUGACACAAAGUGGUGGUGAAAGGGCGGUUGCUACAGCAACGUACAUGUUGUCUUUGCAAGAGUUGACUUCAGUUCCUUUCCGUUGCGUCGAUGAGAUUAAUCAAGGCAUGGAUGUUGACAACGAGCGGAGAAUUUUCAAUUUGCUUGUCGACAUAACGAGCCAACCAGGAACGUCGCAGUAUUUUUUAAUCACACCGAAGCUCAUUCCGAAGUUAAAAUUCGUCGAAUCGAUGAAAAUACAUUUCGUUCAUAAUGGUCCGUUCGUUUGCGAGCAGAAUCAAUGGAAUAAAGUACAACCACAGUUAGUUUGAUACAUAUGCAAGUCAUAUUGAAUAUCAUUGUUAUUGUGCAGAUUCAAUUAAUUGAUGUGCCUUACUGUUUAAUAACCAUUGUGCUGUUGAAAAUUGACACGAAUUUUCGCAAAUGCUGACAAAAAAAAAAAUGAUACAUUUGUUUGAAUUAUAAGUGUUUCAAUUUAUGUAUAAUAUGUAUUUAUAACAGUUAAGUUUAUUUUUAAUAGAUUAAUAAAUGUGUUACCAUGAAUUAAACGCAAUCGUCGUCUAAAGCAGUGAUUCUCAAGGGAAACGCUGAUCUAAAGCACAAAAUAAAUAUAAUCCACGUUUAAGAUCAUCAUCACCGUGCAAUAAACAAAAGGUUGAAAAU
Molecule: messenger RNA, 3593 nt
Organism: Nicrophorus vespilloides
Lineage: Eukaryota; Metazoa; Arthropoda; Insecta; Coleoptera; Silphidae
Gene: SMC5
Product: structural maintenance of chromosomes protein 5
Biological process (GO): double-strand break repair via homologous recombination
Cellular component (GO): Smc5-Smc6 complex
Molecular function (GO): ATP binding; ATP hydrolysis activity
Source: RefSeq, a predicted model, not a curated record